AUGCCAUUACAAUCAUCUAUAUCAACAAAAGCAAUUACAUCAUCUCAAAUAGCACAAUCAACUGCAUCAACACAAUCAACAAAUUUAAACAACUUAUUGCAGUCUAUUUUUUUAACAAAAAAAAGAAAAGCUGAUGCAGCAACUUCUAACCUUCUCAUGACUAUUACUAGCAAUAAACAAAAAAGCUUCACCCAAAUUGAACAUAUUACUAGAAAACAAGCUAAACUUGAAUAUAUUAUUACUAAACAACAAAAGCAGCUUGAACAGGUUCUUGAAAAGUUGAAUGAUAUUGAAGGAAUGCAUAAUCCUGCUAUGGGCAAAAGAAAAAGGAGAAGAAAAUGGAAAAAAACAGCAGAUAAUUUGUUUCAA
Cetraspora pellucida is the source of this 369-nucleotide messenger RNA. The record is from the annotation of a GenBank genome assembly. NCBI's taxonomy places the organism in Eukaryota, Fungi, Glomeromycota, Glomeromycetes, Diversisporales, Gigasporaceae.